AUGGUGCAGAAGGCCUCGACGUCUUCGGCAAUCGCUGGGGGUCAUCUAAGGUGGUACUGGACCAAAAUUUGGUAUGCCACUGUGCCUCCCAAGGUUAAGAUUUUUAUUUGGAGGCUUUUGCAUGGUGCUAUUCCCACCAGGUCAGCAUUAUCCCAACGUAAAGUACAAUUGCAUGAUCUUAAUUGUGUUCUCUGCCAAAGCUCUAUUGAAACAGUAAAGCAUGUGUUUAAGGAUUGUGAUGCACUCCAAUGUUUUUGGAGUUUUAGCCCAUUAAAGCUUUGUGCUAAGACCCAUGCUGCACCUAAUAUUAAAGAAUGGAUUCUUGAUUUGCUGGAUGUGUUGACUAGUGAACAGGUUGAUUUGUUUUUUAUGGCUCUUUGGGCCAUCUGGACUGAGAGGAAUAAUCUAGUAUGGAAGGGUGGAAGUUUUCAGCCUAUACAUAUGAUUCAAUGGUGCAUUAAGAGUUUGGAGGAUUUUCAACAAUAUCAUCCGAAAGCUACUCGGAAAAAGAAAAGGCCUAUGACCAAAUGGCAAUGUCCACCUCAAGGGAGACUGAAGAUAAAUAUUGAUGGGGCUUUUAGAGCUGAUUGUGGGAUUGGAGGAAUUGGGGUGGUCGUCAGAGAUGAGUUGGGCACGGGUAUUGCUGCUAUUGCAAGGCCUUUUCUGCACGCACACUCAGCCAUUAAUAUGGAAGCUGAGGCGUGCAGAGCUGGUCUUCUUCUUGGUAUUCACCAAGGUUGGACGGAAAUUGACAUUGAGAGCGAUUCUGCCCUUCUGAUUGCUGCACUCAAUUCUGAGGAGGAGAAUUUCUCAGAGUUAGAAUCAGACAUAUUUUUCGUGAAGCAAAUGGUGUUGCACAUAGACUUGCACACCUUGCUAGUGUUUCUGGCUUAG
Messenger RNA from Rosa chinensis, 894 nucleotides. RefSeq lists its product as uncharacterized. The coding region runs from base 1 to 894 and encodes 297 amino acids. The record is from RefSeq and is a predicted model, not a curated record. Lineage: Eukaryota; Viridiplantae; Streptophyta; Magnoliopsida; Rosales; Rosaceae. Gene Ontology annotation, molecular function: nucleic acid binding; RNA-DNA hybrid ribonuclease activity. The transcript has 2 exons.